AUGGUGGUUCUAGUCGCCGAUGAGAGGAACUACCAGUACGAGGUCGAAGAUUCGAAGCAGCCGGUGAGAUUCUUAGUUGUCGGCGACCGUGAUUUGGAGAGUGUGCUUAAGUUUUUUUUUUUUUUUUGUUUUCGAGGAAGGUUGGAGAUGGGAGUGGUAGCAACGAUGUUAAGGCCGAUUGAUGAGUUUGGCGGCGGAGUGCCAUCUCCACAUUACCGAAUUUUCAUUUUCUCUAUUGGCGGCGGCGCUCGAAGUUUUCCGAUGGGACAAGCACAGAGUGCUGCUAUUGUAGAAGAUGAAAGCAAUCCACAAACACAGUCAGAGUCUGCUGGGAUCGACAAUGCAGCUCAGCCAUCACUCGAUUCGUUGAUUGCUGAAGCUGCAGCAUACGGUGCUGAGGAUGAAAAUCAAUCUCUCGAAGUGAAGGCUCAGAAAGCACUGGAAUGCCCUUGCAUUGCUCACUUGCGAAGUGGCUCAUGUGGAAUCCAGUUCUCUGAUGCCUUCGUUUGUUUUCUCAAGAGCACAGCUGAAGAAAAGGGAGCAGACUGUGUGCAUCCAUUUGUGUCUCUACAGAACUGUAUCAAAGCAAAUCCUGAUGCAUUUUCGAAGGACAUUUUAGAAGAUGAUGAAGUCGAGAAAGAGGAAAAGUCAAGCAAGGAGUAUUCAAUUAGGCCUCCUAUUUGGUCUGCCGAUUCAAAAAAUCCAAACAGGCAUAAUGACAAGAAAAAUUAA
Molecule: messenger RNA, 732 nt
Organism: Fraxinus pennsylvanica
Lineage: Eukaryota; Viridiplantae; Streptophyta; Magnoliopsida; Lamiales; Oleaceae
Source: the annotation of a GenBank genome assembly